GGGAGGGGGCGGGGGCUGGGAUGCCCCACGGCGGUUAGGCCGGCCCUCUGCCCCGUCCGUCGCCAGCCAUGGAGGUGCCGGGCAUCGGGCAGCAGGAGCCGGGCGCGGCCGCCGCCCCCCGCGAGGAGAUCGACCUGUCCCUGGAUGACAUCAUCAAGCGUAACCAGAAGGCCCAACCGAACCGGAAACCCUGGCGGCCCCAGCUGAAGACCCGGAACCCGGUCUCUGGCAACAGGAGGCCUCGAUUCCAGAACUGGGGACCACCAACCCUGCCAGGCUCUAGCAGAUUUCCCAAAGGAUUUAGGAAGCCACCCUGGGCCAGGAAGCCUUUCUGGAGCAGGAUGAGCACCCCAGGCCCAAGAGCAGCGGGGCAGAUGCAGGGCAGGAGCCCCCUCAACCGGCCAGCCUUUGCCCAGCAGGACAAGCCAGGGACAGGCCCCGCAGGCAGGAGCGGUGAUGGAGCCCCCCAAGACUCUCAGCCAGAAGCACCCGCAAGAGCCAAAGCCUUCCGAACAGCAGGGACAACAUUUCGGAGACCCUUCCGAUUAAAUCAAGGACGAGCCUUCCGCCAGAACCAGGUCAAAUUCAACUUCAACCAACGGCAAAUCAAGUCCAAGAUGGAGCAGAGAGUUACACGGGUGAGAAGAUGGAGAACGCAGCCCAGUUCCGGAGCUGUCCUGACAGUCUCGGUGUCCAACCCCCAGGCUGGCCACCCCCAGGGGCCAGGACCGAAGCGCCCCUUCCUGAGAAGGCGGAACAGCCAGAACCCGCAGCUCCGCUGGCAGCCGAGAGGAGUGAUGCUAAGAUUCAACUUCCGGGCUAUGGCUAACCAGACCAGCGUGACCCUGAACGAGCGAUUUUCUGGACUGAGGCACAAACGCCAUUUUUCAGCAGAACGCAACAUCAGCCGGAUGGUCACUCUGCCGUAAGCCUCUUCCUCGACGGGACCAGGCCAAAGCUGGAAAGAGGUCAGCCCUCCAAGGCCACCAAUUGCCUGGGACUACCUGGGGAGGUCCCUCACCAACUGCAGCUUGGGAGGAGUCUUCUCAAUGGAGAUGGUGACCUCCAGAGGUCCUUCCUUCACCUGAGCAGUGUCUCCAUAGGCCAAGUCUAAAGGCACCUGCUGAGGAAGAUCUCCAGCUCUUGGUCCUCCCCCGGAGAAGGCUUUUUCCUCAGCAUCUGGUAUCUGCAUCUCUGCCUCUUCAUGGCCUCACGUGGAUGGGAAGGGAAGUCCUUGGUUACCACCCAGGGUCACCCUUGUGACUCAACUGAACCCAGAAUUCCAACGGUUGCUUGUUUCUUUCUGUGUUUGGCCUGGAAAGCACUUUUUCAGACCUGUUUUGAGGCACCCACAUCCACAGGACGAUGACAUCACCUCUAUCAUGCAGUCCUUCUGCAAAUGAUUUAAAUGGUGCCAUUUACAUAAAUCUCAUUGGGGGUGAGGAAGUCGGGAUGUCUGACCUCAUCACCGUGUCUCCUGGAUGCCUAUACUUGGAGGAGUGGGUCAAAUUUUAGCAGACUUUAUUCUUAGAAGGAAUAAAGCCAUUUUAGAAUCUGAA
This is a messenger RNA of Pantherophis guttatus, 1559 nucleotides long. Its product is annotated as UAP56-interacting factor-like. Lineage: Eukaryota; Metazoa; Chordata; Lepidosauria; Squamata; Colubridae. Gene Ontology annotation, cellular component: nuclear speck. Gene Ontology annotation, biological process: mRNA export from nucleus. Gene Ontology annotation, molecular function: mRNA binding. The record is from RefSeq and is a predicted model, not a curated record.